AUGUCUGGCCCUAACUCAACCACUACUAGCCCUCAGAAUGGCACCACCUCUACUCUCACCCAGGGCAAUGUCAGCCAGGUUCCACGCGCUACCCGCAGCAGCGUUGACCGAUUUGCCCAUGCUCCAGCUUCUGAGACCCCAUACUACGCUGGUGGGGCAGCUACGGAACGAUCGACUCAUCUCGCUGGACUGGCAAACCAAGUCAAUGCCUUGGAUGAGAUCAUGAAGGCCCGGAAGUAA
Penicillium odoratum is the source of this 240-nucleotide messenger RNA. RefSeq lists its product as uncharacterized. The coding region runs from base 1 to 240 and encodes 79 amino acids. The transcript is spliced from 2 exons. Lineage: Eukaryota; Fungi; Ascomycota; Eurotiomycetes; Eurotiales; Aspergillaceae. The record is from RefSeq and is a predicted model, not a curated record.